AAGCCCUGUGUAUACGAUUUCGUGAAAGCAAGACAGGAUAGAAGAGGAAAAGCGUUGGUAGUAAAAGCUGGGAAAACGCCGGCCGGGCUUUUAGUGACAGUUGUCAGUACAUUCUGAGGCGCGGAGAGAGAUGGUGGUUCCGUCGCUUACGAAUUUUACUUCCCGAUCUCCCGAUUUCCCGCGCAUUUUACGUCCACGUGGUUAACUUGUUAUGACUUGACUAAUAGAUUUGCUAACUAGGUAAUCAAUGACAUGUGUAAUAAAAUGCAUACGUGGCUGUUUUUAGUAACAAUUAUAAACUUAUGAUUGUGUUGUGCCGUUUUAAUGGUUGUCUUCGUUCGCUUGAGGAAAAACAUCAUCGACAAACACAUGCUUUCACCGUCGACAAAGGCGGCCUGCUGGCUGACGACGUUUUUGAGCGUUUUUGUCACAGGUGAAAUGCCGAUUCAAGCUGAAGUGGAGCCAGAAUUCUUACAAGCCUUGGAAAACCAUACGGUCACCCAGGGUCGAGACGUCCAUUUUACAUGUGUUGUCAACCAUCUUUCCAAUUAUAGGGUUGCGUGGAUAAAGUCAGACUCAAAAGCGAUACUCGCAAUCCACACAAACAUGGUGGCCUUAAACCCUCGGCUAUCUGUCACAUACAAUAACCACAACACUUGGAAGUUGCAUGUCAGCAACGUCCAAGCAAACGACUCUGGCACUUAUAUGUGCCAAGUCAAUACAGACCCUAUGAAGAGUCAGAUGGGUCACUUAUCAGUAGUGAUUCCGCCAGACAUAGUUGACAGUAUCACAGAAGGCAGCUCUGCAAGGGAAGGAGGUAGUGUGCGAUUGACAUGCAGUGCCACUGGAGUACCAGCUCCUACGGUUAUGUGGAGAAGAGAACACAACCGACCUAUCGUCUUCAGGCACGACGGCGGUAGGGAGAGAAAAGUGGUCGAAACUCACAAAGGCGAAGUUCUCGAGUUGUCUCAUGUGCAAAGGAACGACAUGGGAGCGUACUACUGCAUUGCGAGCAACGGCGUACCGCCCACCGUCAGUCGCCGAUAUCACGUGCAAGUGCAUUUUAUUCCUCAAGUGAAAGUGACAAACCAGCUAGUUGGAGCUCCUCUUGGUAGCGACGUGGAACUUCAAUGCUAUAUAGAAGCCUCUCCUAAAGCUAUGAACUCCUGGUCUCGUGAGGAUUUAUCAAAUUUUGCAGCGCUAGUGAGCGACAAAUUGCUGGAAAAUCCAAAAUUCCGCAUCACGGAAACGUCGGUGAACGAGUAUUCUUUAUGGAUGAAUCUCACGAUAAAGUCGCUAGCACCAAGCGACUACGGGACCUACGUAUGUGCAUCUGUGAAUGCGCUGGGGAAGAUGGAGAGCCAAGUCAGCUUACACAGGCUAGAGCUCAGCAUGAAUGGUUAUGCGGACGAGCCCAUGGUGUCAGGCGCAGCGUGGCAACGAGCAAGGAAUCUUCCAGCGCGCGCCCGCCCCGCUGCAUCUCACGCACACCAGUACUUGACGCAACACCUACCACCACAGUUGUACGCACUGUUGUUAACAACACUGCAGUAUGUGCACACUUUUUAAACUGGCAGAAUUUUAUAUCAUACUAGAGGAUGCCCGCGAC
Messenger RNA from Maniola jurtina (meadow brown), 1609 nucleotides. RefSeq names its product lachesin-like. Gene Ontology annotation, cellular component: neuron projection. Lineage: Eukaryota; Metazoa; Arthropoda; Insecta; Lepidoptera; Nymphalidae. Bases 325 to 1569 code for a protein of 414 amino acids. The record is from RefSeq and is a predicted model, not a curated record. The transcript has 9 exons.